AUGGCACACCCUCAUGAUGUCCUGCUACAAGGAAAGCAUCUGCACACGUCCCUCGGUCUGUGGGGCCAUCUCUCUCGCAACGGUCUCUCACAAGCUCCGCCAUCGUCCAGCACUGCAAGCAGCGGGACCGCGUACGCGCCUCCAAUAGCACCCCUCGACAAAGCCGGUGCAUCGACCCGUAUUCUCUUACAUGACACCCAAGCGCACCUGGAGAAGUUCAUCGAACGAGUCACGCAGCUCGCGAGUGGGGUUGCGGACGCGAAGCGGGAGCUGGUUGUGGUGCAGAAGCUCUACCAGGAGGAUCAUGAGCAGCUAAUCGAGCGGAUGAUUGGGCUCGCCAACCGCUGUCAGACGGAGCUCCAGAAGACAAUAGGGAGUCCUGCGCAAUGCUUAGAGGUCCUUGAUGUCUCGAGAGACGUCGGGAGACUGACGAGCCGCUUGGAAGCAUUGGACAAGAAAAUGGAUAUACUCAACAUGGUU
Messenger RNA from Dichomitus squalens LYAD-421 SS1, 480 nucleotides. RefSeq lists its product as uncharacterized. The annotation marks the transcript as partial. The record is from RefSeq and is a predicted model, not a curated record. Lineage: Eukaryota; Fungi; Basidiomycota; Agaricomycetes; Polyporales; Polyporaceae. The transcript is spliced from 2 exons.